ACUAAAUAAUGAAUACGUAACUAUUGUUUCUUAUAUGCCAAUUGACUAAUGACUAUUGUUAUAAUUCUAUUAUUGUAUUUGAUGCAUUAGAUGGAAUCAAACCUAAUUUUUUCACUAUAAUUCGUACUCCGUACCCAUUUUUUUUUUUUUUGGAAUAGAACUCAUACUCCAUACUUAUGUACUACAAGAAUUUGAAUAGGUGAAUUAGAUUCAUUAGCUAAAGAAAAUGACAACUCUGUCCAUAAUUUCCACUAGAUUAGUCAAAAGCUAUUGUUUAUAUGAGGCUGAUAAAUAAUGGGCUAACCUAAAGUCAAAAAUUAAACCCAGCCCAAACAAAUUGAAUUCAAACUUCAAAGCCACCUGUUUUCUCCAUUAACAUCUUUUUUUUUUAAAAAAAAAAACUAUUAAAAAAAUUAGGGCUUUUCAUCAUCUUCUUCUUCAACCUUCAUCAUCAUCUUCCAAGUUUUAAUCUUUCUGAUUCUUUAUCUUAAUUUAAUCUCUCUGAAAUUUGUAUAUGUUUUAAAAUUUUGAAUUUGAAAAAGGGGUUUUGAAUUGUUUUUAAAUUAGUUAUUAAAAUGGGAAGAUUGUUUAUAGAAUCACUUCCAGGUCCAAGGAUAUUCAAAUGCAGCUGCUGUAAAGUUGACUCUGCAUCUCCAGACGACAUCGUUUCGAAGAACUUUCAGGGGCGUUUUGGUAAAGCUUAUCUCUUCAGAUGUGUAGUUAAUAUCUGUCUUGGGCCUACUGAGGAACGACAUCUUACAAGUGGACUGCAUGCUGUGAGUGACAUAUAUUGUAGCUAUUGCUUGCAAAUACUCGGUUGGAAAUAUGAGAAGGCAUAUGAAGAGAGCGAAAAGUACAAGGAAGGGAUGUACAUUCUAGAGAAAUAUAGAAUGCUGAAGGUUGGCUGGUAAUGCUUUCAAGCACUUUCAUGCAGUGCUGUAGUAUAAAUUAAUCUUGUGAUUCUUCACACUUUAGAAUAUCAAGCUUGAUAUAUGAAUCAUUUUAGAUACUGCGUUAUAUAAAGUAUUUUGGCUUGGUUCACGUGUGUGAGCCAAAUUAUUAGGAGCUUGAAAAUUUAUGAUGUUUUGUUUUCAUCACCAAAUAGCAGGAUGUACAGUAUGAAAAAGAUUUGAUAGUUGUCAAAAAAGCCAUAUUUCUCUUUAUAUACUCUUUCAAUUAUA
Chenopodium quinoa (quinoa) is the source of this 1181-nucleotide messenger RNA. Its product is annotated as putative yippee-like protein Os10g0369500. NCBI's taxonomy places the organism in Eukaryota, Viridiplantae, Streptophyta, Magnoliopsida, Caryophyllales, Amaranthaceae. The record is from RefSeq and is a predicted model, not a curated record. The transcript is spliced from 3 exons. Bases 576 to 911 code for a protein of 111 amino acids.